UUAACAGUCCAUCAUUUGACUGUGGUGAAAUGCACGCGUGUGACUGUGUGUGUGUGUGUGUUAAAAGUAGAAAUACAUGAUGGGUAAAAUCGUCAAAUUUCCAACACUUGUCAUUGUUUGGUUUAUUCUUCUUCUUUACCAGGUGCUUGUGAGUGUGAGUGUACAAUUAUUAUUUUUUUAAAUUAAAAAUAAAUAAAUUUGUGUGAGUGUGUAAUGAGUAGUGGGAGAUGUUUGCAUGUAGUAGUAAAAAUAGUAUUAAUUAAUUGUAUUUUAUUUAUAGUAUUAUGAGACAGUAUAUCAAAUUUGGUAAAAACAAAACAAAACAAAAUAAAACCCCAUUUUCUCUCUCUAUAUACAUGUGUGUGUGUGUGUGUGGUGUGUGUGAGAGAGAAAGAAAGAGAGACAAGAGUCAAUCAAAAUAACCAAACCCCACAAAAACAGUGGCAUCACAAACUCUUAGUUUCCUGCAAGAUUUUUUUAUCUCUCUUUCUCUCUCUAGAAAGAAGAAGAAGAAAGAAGGGGAGGAGAGAGAAAGGAAGAGGAGAGAAUAUGGUGGUGUUAAUCAAUUAUCAAACAAGGAAAAAAGAAAAUAUCACAAGCUGAACCCACCUACAAAAUUCUUCACCCCCCUUACCCCACCCCCCCUUCCCCACAUGGAACUCACUGAUUCAAAAUCCAAUAAACAACAAUCAAACACCACCACCUCCACCAUUCCCACCACCGCCGGCGCCGUGACAUCCUCCUCCGCUUCACAAUCCUAUAAUCUAGCACCUCCGCAUCUACUCCACCGCCUCCAUGGCAGAUCGCCGCCGUUCGUCAUCGCCUCCCUCCACUCUCCAUCUGGUGGCGGCGGUGGUGGUGGUGGUGGUGGCGGUGGUUCAUCCUCACCGGCAUCAAUUACUGCUGGUUCCAACUCCUCUUCUAUUGUGGCGCAACAGCAGCCGUCGCCGCCGCAGCUUGUGGACGCGUCCCUUGCAAUUGCUACAAGAGCAGAAACCCUAAUUGACCACCAGGCGGCGGCCGCCGCCGCCGCCGCCUCCAAGAGACCAGCGCAGCAACAGCAGAAGCAAUUAGUCGUUCAACCAACACAACAACCUUCGGCCGCCGCGGCAGAGCAGCAACAAGCACAACCGCCGCCGCCGAAGAGAUCGACGAAGGACCGACACACCAAAGUGGACGGCCGGGGGCGGCGAAUUCGCAUGCCGGCGACUUGCGCGGCUAGGGUUUUCCAGCUGACCAGGGAAUUAGGGCACAAGUCCGACGGCGAAACAAUUGAGUGGCUAUUGCAGCAGGCGGAGCCCGCCAUCAUAGCCGCCACCGGAACCGGCACAAUUCCGGCCAAUUUCUCCACCCUAAACAUCUCCCUCAGAAGCAGCGGCUCAACUCUGUCGGCACCGCCGUCGAAAUCGGCGCCGCAUUCUUUCCACAGCGCGCUGGGUUUAGCUCACCACCCUUAUCCGUACAACGAGGAGAAUUUCUCACAUAUGCUAGGGUUCCACCACCCCCACCAACAGCAGCAACAGCAGUCGCCUCACCUUCUGCAAGCUGCUCAAAUGGCGGAAAAUUUGGCCGGCGGAAGCGGCGGCGGUCAGGAGACGACGGAUAAUUACCUGCGGAAGAGAUACAGAGAAGACCUCUUCAAAGAUGAAGGCCCCAGUAAUAACUCUCACGGCGGCGAUGGCACCACCUCACCUUCAAACAAGCAAUUCAAAACCCACAAUAACAACGCCCAAAUUAUGCAGAAAGCGGAAGGGGCGGCGGCGGCCGCCGCCGCCCAAUCCCCGGGAAGCCUAAUGAGGCACGCCAAUAUGAUGCCGCCCACCGCCGCCAUGUGGGCUGUUACGCCGGCGGCGCCGACCACCGGCGUUUCCGGCAGCACGUUCUGGAUGCUCCCGGUGACCGCAGCCGGCGGCGGCAGUGGCGGUGGCAACACACCCUCAUCCUCCGGUCCACCCGAGGCAGCCCAGAUGUGGCCGUUCGCCGCCAACCCCCACGGUGGCGGCAGCACUGUGCAGGCGCCGCUGCAUUUCAUGCCGAGGUUCAAUUACUCCGGAAACCUCGAUUUCCAAGGCGGGAGAUCGAGCCCGUUGCAGCUUGGGUCGAUAUUGAUGCAGCAGCAAAAUCAGAACCCGUCUCAGCAUCUGGGAUUGGGCGUAUCGCCGGAGUCGAAUCUCGGAAUGCUGGCGGCGAUGAACGCGUAUUCGAGAAGCGGACUAAAUAUGAACUCCGAUAACAAUAAUAACAAUCUUGAUCAGCAGCAGCAGCAGCAGCACCAGACUCAUCAAGCAACUACAGAUAGUGAAGAUGAAGAUGGCCAAAAUAGUUCUCAAUAAUAAUAUUUAUAUAUAUAGUUAUAUAUUUCCAAGAUGAAUGAUGGAUUUCAAGAAAGAAGAGGGAGAGAGGUAUUUCUCAUGAGUUCUCAUUUUGGAUAUUUUAAUUUUUAAUUUUUAAUUUUACAAUAUGGUUGUGAUU
Messenger RNA from Erythranthe guttata (spotted monkey flower), 2472 nucleotides. The record is from RefSeq and is a predicted model, not a curated record. Lineage: Eukaryota; Viridiplantae; Streptophyta; Magnoliopsida; Lamiales; Phrymaceae.